AUGGGCCAUGAUGAUUCUCCACCUCAGAUCUACAACAGGACUUUAUUCUUAUCUGUGUUCGUGUUUGGUAUAUUAGGUGCAGCAAGAGGUUAUGACGAAGGGUGCAUAUCUGGUAAUAUCACUCUACCAUCUUUCAAAUCUAGAUUUGGGCUCGCCGAUACAACGAAGUCCGCGGACUACCUUGCCAAUUUGAAAUCCAAUAUCACUUCCAUGGUUCAAUUGGGCUCUAUUGGAGGAAGUAUCAUUGCCAUGUAUACUGUUGAUAAGCUUGGAAGAGUUAGAGCCUUGCAAGCUGUGUGUAUCUUGUGGAUUAUUGGAGCUGCUAUCCAGGUUUCGGCCGGCUCUGUUGGACAGUUGUAUGCUGGAAGAUUAAUCGAGGGCCUUGCAAUUGGCCAGACCACCACUAUUGGACCCAGUAUGACUGAAAUUGCACCCAAUAAAAUUAGAGGGCUUUGCGUCUGUAUCUUCUCUGGUGCUGUUUAUUUUGGUAUCUUCUUAGGAUACUGUGCCAACUAUGGAAGCGUUCUUCAUCAGCCUAAUGACUCAGAUAUACAAUGGAGAAUUACUGUUUCGUUGAAAAUAGUUUUGGCGGGCAUUAUUUUCAUUCUUUCUUUCCUAUUCUGUCUUGAAAGUCCUAGAUGGUUGUUACAGGUUAACAGACCAGACGAAGCCAUUAAAAACUUGUCCAAGCUUAGACAUUUACCUAUUGACCAUCCAUAUAUUGUUGCUGAAGUCAGCGAUAUAAAUGAACAAGUUUUGGAAGAAAAAGAAGCUGUUGAAAGCAGUAACAUUUUCGAGAAGUUCAAAUCUAUAUUCACUGUGAAAUCAUACAGGUACCGAUUCUUUGCAGUUUCUGCUUUAGCACAAAUUUUGGGUCAAUGGUCUGGAGCUAAUGCAAUUACCAUCUAUGCUUCUGAAUUGUUUAGUUUUGCAGGUAUCAAAGGGACAGACCAAUUGAAGAUGUCUGCUGUAUUGGGUGUUGUCAAGUUCAUUUCAGCCUAUUUAAGUGCAUUCUUCAUUAUUGAUUUCCUCGGCCGUAGAAGGGCAUUGUACGUUGGUAUCUCUGUUCAGUUGCUUUCUAUCUUGUACUUUGCCAUAUUUAUCACGAUUGUUCCUCAGGCCGAUGAUGUCAACUAUGUCUUGAGUCCCUCACAGAGCAAAGCUGCCAGGGCAGCUCUUGCUGCCGUUUUCCUUUCUGGAACAGGAUGGACCAUGGGUUUCAAUAGUAUUCAGUAUUUGGUUGGUUCUGAAAUGUUCCCAUUGAAGAUUCGUUCUUUUGCCCAAUCUUUGGUUAUGGUGUUGCAUUUCGGAAUGCAAUAUGGAAAUUCUAAGGCUGUUCCCAAGAUGUUAUUGGCUAUGAACAACUAUGGUGCCUUCUACUUCUUUGUUGGUGUAAUGGUAAUGUCUCUUUUCUGGGCUUGGUUCUUUGUUCCAGAAGUCACUGGAAGAUCUUUGGAAUCUAUGGAAGAUAUUUUCAACCUUCCAUGGUACAUUAUAGGUAGGAAGGGUCCUGAAUUGUGUCCAGAUUACUCUGAAAUCAACAAAAUUACUCAUACAACCAGUCGUGGUAAUACUUAUGUUGACAAUAUCGCCUACAAUAUCGACCAAUCCAAGAUUGAACAAGCUUAUAUAGAAGACAUUAAUAACAACAAAGCUGAAAGUCUCUUGCGUCGUGAUUCUGAAGACAAAGAAAACGAAAAGAAGCUUUAG
Scheffersomyces stipitis CBS 6054 is the source of this 1710-nucleotide messenger RNA. It is a transcript of the gene HGT17, whose product is annotated as Hgt17p. Gene Ontology annotation, molecular function: carbohydrate:proton symporter activity. The coding region runs from base 1 to 1710 and encodes 569 amino acids. The record is from RefSeq and is a predicted model, not a curated record. The transcript has 2 exons. Gene Ontology annotation, cellular component: membrane. Gene Ontology annotation, biological process: carbohydrate transport; transmembrane transport. Lineage: Eukaryota; Fungi; Ascomycota; Pichiomycetes; Serinales; Debaryomycetaceae.